AUGGAGGAACCCCUCUUAGGAGACUCCGUCAAGACGUCACUACCAGCUGUGAGCGAUGCCGUCGUCAUAAAAUGCGAUCGAAAACGUCCCUGCACUAGAUGUGCCAAGGCGGGGACCGAGUGUAUUCUCCAAGGCAUUGGAGAAAAGCAGCGUCCUGUUUCGAAGAGCUAUAUUCAAGCCCUCGAAGGCCAGAUAACCGCGCUUGAGCAGGUCAUCCGCAAGCUGGCCGUCGCGGACAACGCUGAGCGAGAUCAGAUCAUCUCGGAUCUAUCCUUGACCACGGGAGCUGCUAAUGUCUCGUCAUCGGAUGGCGGACAGGCUGAUCCCAAGUCAGAUCCGAGCCUUGCGGCUGCGCGGGUUAGGUCUGGUCAGCUGAGGCGACUGCGAGGAGACAACGCGGCUCAGUUCUUUGGGGGAACAAGCUUACUGCAGAUACACUUUUCAAAGGAUUCUUCUUCUUCGUCUCCCGCUGCGGCGAGUGCUGUGGGCAUAGAGUCUUUGGCCAUAUCGACAGAGGGCUCGAAUGCCAAUAACAGUCAAAAUAUUGUUAACAACAGCGUGGAUGUGGGCGAUCUGUAUGGCUACCUCGAUGACUAUGGUCUUCAGAGUGCGACUUUCCAGUACGAGCCCCACCAUGAAACUUCACAGAAGCUCAUGUCAACCUUCUUCUUGGAGAUUUAUCCAUACUACAUGGUCGUGUACCGCGAGUAUUUCUUGAGAGACUAUGAUGUCGGGUCUGGGAAAUAUUACUCCGACGUGCUGCUGUACUCGAUAUGCGCCCUGGGAGCGCUGCAGUACGACGAUAUGCUCAGCCUCUCCGACGUCUUCUCGAGCCAGGCUCAGACCCUCCUUUAUUCCACCCUCGACAGUCCUGACCUGACGACUCUCCAGGCCCUCGUUCUACUUGGUUAUCGCGAGAUUGCCGUUGGCCGAGCAUCCAAGGGCUGGCUGUUCUGCGGCAUGGCUUUCCGCCUCGCACAUGAAAUGGGCCUCCAUCUCGACCCGACCAACUGGGAGGGAUCUACCGAGUCGAUUGGUGACCGAGAGAUUCUGCGGCGAGUCUACUGGGCGGCCUUCAUCGCCGACAAGCAGCUCAGCCUCUAUUUCGGCCGGCCUCCAGCUCUGUACCCUGGCGAGUCGGAUGUGCGGAAUACCAUCCGGCUGCAAUAUCCCCCUGGUUGGCAGGGCCUCCUUGAGACGUAUAUUUGCAAGGGAGCGUCAGCAAACGAGUGGGACAAUGGCGUUGCUCUCGUGGGCUCGUUCAUUUACAGGGCAGAAUUGUCCAAAAUUAUUCACGUCAUCAUCACUGACCUGUUUGAGAAUCGGAGAGGAGGUGCAGAUCCAACCAUUAUCGCGACAAAGACGCGGAGGAUACAUGUGUCGUUGACCAAGUGGCUUUCCAAUCUGCCCAGCUUUUUGCACUGGAACCAAUGGACGGUUGGCCAAGUGCCUCACAACGUUUUACAUCUUCACAUGAUGUUUCACACCAUUAUGAUAAUUCUCCAUCGACCACCGUCGCAUAUGUUUGAGAAGCCGGGCAUUGCCGAAAGCGAAGACGUGGAAAUCUGCUACGAAUCUCUACAGGCAAUUCUACGUCUAAUGCGAACUUUUUCUCGCUACUACCGCUAUAGAUCAUUACCGUUAGAUUUCGUGCACACGCUCUCCACCGCCGCAAGCACAAUCAUGAUGAAGCGCUUCCUCCAGAAGGCGUCGUGGAGCGACCCGGACAUUGAGCGUGCGCUGUCGCUCAUCACACUGGCCAUGGACGAGAUCCAGAACACUUGGCCCUGCGUGCGAGAGGUUAGGGACGUGCUCCUGCAGGCGCAGCAGACACAGGCGACGAUGCCACCGGAGGAUCCUCUGGAUGCGCCUGAUCUGAUGAAUGGGCUUGAAGCGAGCGACGAUGAUGGAUUCUUUGCAAAUCUAGGAGACGGCGACAUUGGCACACUUCUCACAGACGAGUUUUUGAGUGCGCAGCUCCCUGGAAUGGGACUGGAGCCAUUUGAUUUCAAUCAGAUGUCGGGGCCUUCUUGA
This is a messenger RNA of Trichoderma asperellum CBS 433.97, 2034 nucleotides long. NCBI's taxonomy places the organism in Eukaryota, Fungi, Ascomycota, Sordariomycetes, Hypocreales, Hypocreaceae. The record is from RefSeq and is a predicted model, not a curated record.